Xiphias gladius (swordfish) is the source of this 677-nucleotide messenger RNA. It is a transcript of the gene rpl17, whose product is annotated as ribosomal protein L17. Gene Ontology annotation, molecular function: structural constituent of ribosome. Gene Ontology annotation, cellular component: ribosome; cytosolic large ribosomal subunit. NCBI's taxonomy places the organism in Eukaryota, Metazoa, Chordata, Actinopteri, Istiophoriformes, Xiphiidae. The transcript has 7 exons. The record is from RefSeq and is a predicted model, not a curated record. Bases 94 to 648 code for a protein of 184 amino acids. Gene Ontology annotation, biological process: cytoplasmic translation.
ACAGGGGGCGGUGCCCCCGGCGAGAAGCAGAAGAAGAAGAGCGCAGUCUCCGGCCCUUCCUCUUCCCUCCGCGGCCUCAGAGAUAUUCUGAAAAUGGUCCGCUACUCACUCGACCCCGAGAACCCGACUAAAUCAUGCAAGUCGAGGGGCUCCAACCUCCGGGUUCACUUCAAGAACACCCGUGAGACAGCCCAGGCCAUCAAGGGCAUGCACAUCCGCAAGGCCAACAAGUACCUGAGGGACGUCAUCGUCAAGCACCAGUGCGUCCCUUUCCGUCGCUACAAUGGCGGUGUUGGAAGGUGUGCCCAGGCCAAACAGUUCGGCUGGACACAGGGACGCUGGCCCAAGAAGAGCGCUGAGUUCCUCCUCCACAUGCUCAAAAACGCCGAGAGCAAUGCUGAGCUCAAGGGUCUGGACGUGGACUCUCUGGUCAUCGAGCACAUCCAGGUCAACAAGGCCCCCAAGAUGAGGAGGCGCACCUACCGCGCCCACGGCCGCAUCAACCCCUACAUGAGCUCCCCCUGCCACAUCGAGAUGAUCCUGACCGAGAAGGAGCAGAUCGUCCCCAAACCAGAGGAGGAGGUCGCCCAGAAGAAAAAGGUUUCACAGAAGAAGCUGAAGAAGCAGAAACUGAUGGCACGGGAGUAAAUAUUAAUAAAAUGGAAAACUUGUUAUCA